AUGGAUAGCACAAAUAUAGCCACGGCCCUGAGUCUCCGGCGUCCCUUAAAUGGGUCAGGGGUGCGAAGAAUCUCCGGAGGGGAUCACGAACAAAAACAACGACACAGGCUAAAAAUUGGAACGUGGAACGUAAAGAGUCUUAAACAGCAUGGGAAACUACAAAAUGUCAUCAAAGAAAUGAGGCGCCUUGAAAUUAGGGUGUUGGGUAUUAGUGAUACUAAAUGGCCAGGAAACGAUCGAUAUAAGACCACAGAGGGCCAAGUACUGUACUACUCGGGUAAAAAUGGCUCAACCGAACCUUAUGGAGUGGCAGUCCUGCUCACCAAAGAAACUGCUCGGGCCGUUCGCGGUUUCAUACCACAUUCCAACUGA
Pieris macdunnoughi is the source of this 372-nucleotide messenger RNA. The record is from the annotation of a GenBank genome assembly. NCBI's taxonomy places the organism in Eukaryota, Metazoa, Arthropoda, Insecta, Lepidoptera, Pieridae.